AUGGACGCCAUUCACCUGAUUCUCAACUACUUUCAUAGUGAUGACCGAUAUAAUCGGACCACCUUUGGUCUUGACCAAGUUAAAGGAGGUCCAGCCUUCAUUUUCUGGAGAGGCACAGAUGCCAUUCUCUUGGGUGUGUUAAUCAUACUUUACAAAGUGGUUUACAACAUCGAGCCCUUCCAGCGGCAGUUUUACAUUGGUGACUUGCUGAUUUCACAUCCAUUUGCAGAACACGAGCGUGUUACCAAUCACCAGCUUUUCCUCUAUGCGGGAGCAGUGCCUCUUGCAACAAUUGCAGUUGUGUCUCUAGUCAUGACCAAGCCUAGAAACAAAAUCUACGUGACGUACGUUGCACUUCUUGGUGUCUUAAUAUCUGUAUUUGCAACCAGUGUCACUACUGACAUUUUGAAGAACUCAUUUGGACGUCACCGUCCAGAUUUUUUGGCCCGUUGUAUUCCCAGGGUAGACGCACCAACCGAGGUGAUGGUUUACGCUGUAGAUGUGUGUACGACUACAAACAUUCCACGGUUGUUGGAUGGAUUUAGAACAACGCCCCUGGGACACUCCAGUAUCUCGUUUGCUGGGCUCCUCUAUUUACUGUUCUUUUUGGCUGGCCAACUAGCAGCAACAAGACCGCAGGCAGGAGCUUGGAGAAGUAUCAUCGCGUUUGUCCCCACCAUUGGCGCCGCAUUGAUUGCAUUGAGCCGUACCGAAGACUAUAGACAUCACUUCAUUGAUGUUUUCGUGGGUCUGUGUCUUGGAAUCUUUAUUGCGCUGUGGCUGUACUUCCGGUUGUUUCCUGGAUUGGCAUCCCAACGUUGCUACGAGCCACGGAUGCUCAGAGUCGAGCAAGAGAUCGACGAGCUUGAAUAUUCUCCGGUGGAGAACGUGUGA
Molecule: messenger RNA, 894 nt
Organism: Sungouiella intermedia
Lineage: Eukaryota; Fungi; Ascomycota; Pichiomycetes; Serinales; Metschnikowiaceae
Source: the annotation of a GenBank genome assembly